AUGCUUUCUAUAAACAUUACACAAAACUUAUUUCCCAGUUUUCACAAUGACGAACGGUUAUUAAUAUUCUAUUCUUUUAUAGCAAAACUCUCAAGAAUUAGUAUCCAUGUCGAAUUUUGGUUAUCUAUUUUUGGAGGAAUUCUAACAAUAUUUCAUUUUUUAGUACUUACGAGAAAGGCGAUGAAAUCAACCUCAAUAAUAUCACUGAUGAUUAGUGUCGCUAUCUGUGAUUUUUUAUCAAUGAUUGUAUCAAUAAGCUCGAAAGAUAUGAUUUUGAACUUUUAUGGGUCAGACUGCACACCGCCAAACUCCUUUCUAACGUUUCAAAUCUUUUGGGUCUUAAUGUCCAUCCGUGAUGGUGUGGUGAGAUGCUCAACUUGGCUUACAGUCCUGAUGGCACUUAUUCGGUUUUUGGUUUCAAAAUAUGCGUCUGAAGUUCGAUAUCAAAAAAUGUCAAUGUUCAUCUUCGGAUUCAAGUCUUCUGCGUUUAGUGUUUUUAUCAGUUCACUGAUGUCUUCUUGUUUUUAUCUUUGUAUAAAAUUUGUCGAAAUUGGAACUUGGACUCCUGCAAAUUGCUGCACAAAUAUUCCACUAGACUCUCAAUUUCCACUCUACGAACAACGGGUUUCGGAUUUGUUCUCUCUUUAUGAUGGCGCACCUGUUCAGAUUUUUCAAUUUAUAAAUGGAAUAUUUUCGAAGUUGAUUCCAUGUAUCAUAUUGCCUCUUCUAACUACUCUACUAGUCGUGGAGUUGAAGCGAACCGAGAAGAGUAGAAUAUCUUCGAGUGUGCUUUACAAGAACAACACUGAAAAAACUACAAAUUUAGUAAUUAUCAUGACAUUUUCUAUUUUCUUGGCCUCACUGCCAACCGGUAUUGCCACAGUUUUUCAGGUCAUCUAUAGCGAUUUGGGAUUUUUAUUUAUUUAUAUCAAUGUGGAUGCAAUCUGUGAUACUCUACUGCUUUGGAAUGCUUCUACAAAUUGUUUCAUAUGCUUUUUAAUGUCUUCCCAGUACCGUAAUACUGCCAAAAAAUUGUUGAAGAUAAAAGUUCACGUUAACAAUAACCAUUUAAUUGGCACACCAUUACGAAGGACUACAACUUAA
Molecule: messenger RNA, 1104 nt
Organism: Caenorhabditis elegans
Lineage: Eukaryota; Metazoa; Nematoda; Chromadorea; Rhabditida; Rhabditidae
Gene: srw-91
Product: G-protein coupled receptors family 1 profile domain-containing protein
Exons: 8
Coding region: 1-1104 (367 amino acids)
Biological process (GO): G protein-coupled receptor signaling pathway; signal transduction
Cellular component (GO): membrane
Molecular function (GO): G protein-coupled peptide receptor activity; G protein-coupled receptor activity
Source: RefSeq, marked reviewed